AUGCCGCCAUGGUGGAAUGUUCCAACUCCACAACCAAUGUAUACCCAAGCGCCAACUGAGCCUGUACACGACAGAGGAAAUGCAGUUAGACCCCGGGUAGCCCCGUUGGAAAACUCCAACCUAAUGGCAGGACCUGCCCCGGGUACGAACGUUCCACCAGCACAACCCGUAAAUUUGGAAGAAGAUGAACUAACCAAACCAUACAAGCCGGUAGACGCGACGUUCCGGUCCAAAUUCACUCGUAGGAUCGCCGAAGCUCCUAUUAAGGAAAAACCCAAAAUGCCCCAAACGGUCGGCAAGUACGAUGGCCUCACCGAUCCUGACGACCAUCUCAAUUUAUUUAAGAGCGCCGUGGGAGCAGCACGAGUAUGGUGGGACAGCCUGCCCACAGGCGAGAUAAACAGCUUUGAAGAUUUGGAAUCAAAGUUUAUCCUACAGUUUAGUCAGCAGCGCCGACAUAGGAAAGAUAGGAACGAACUCCUUCAUAUUCGUCGCCGAGACAAUGAGAUGGUAGAAAACUUUAUCAUCAGAUUCAACAAAGAAAGCCUGGCGAUCCCAGGCGUCACUAACGAUCUGGCAUGUGGAGCGUUCCUCCAAGGAGUCAACGAAGAUGAGCUACUAAGAACGCUGCAUGGAAGGGAUGGUGUACCCCCAACCAUAGAUGAAAUACUGCGAAUAGCCAAAGUAUAUGUUAUACAAGAAAAAGCGGUAGCAGCCAGUCACGCAGCCAAUAGAAAGAAAGAAGCCCUAAAGAAUCAGGAGGAAAAAUAUCACCGGGGGUCCAAAAGCAAACAUAGGGGGGACCGAUACCAGAGAAACGACAAAGACUCGCGAUAUGACAGACACCGAAGCUCCUAUUCAAGGAACGAGACGUCAAAACCUCGGUGUGAAUAUCCCAACUUAAGCAAGACCCCGGCCGAAAUUCUUGCCUCAGAAAACCUCAGGCUUAAUCCACCAAAGCCGUUGAAAGACAACCCUAACAAGGAUACGAGUAAAUACUGCGAGUACCACAAGGGGAGCGGGCAUGACACCAACGACUGUUUUCAGCUUAAAAAACAGAUCGAAUACUUCGUGAAGUCGGGUAAGUUGGCACACCUAGUGCGAGAUAUCAAGCAAGGCCCGCCUGUGGUCAAGGAGGAGAAUGAUAAAGCGGCAGGCAAAAGGCCGCGCGAAUUGAACAUGGUGCACGCUGACACGGGAAGGGGGGCGAAGCGGAGUUUCUCCACGCUCGAGCCUUGGAUGUUGGCAACAAUGACUAUAGAACCGCGAAUGGAGGAUUUGCAUCUUACCACAGACGCCCUGAUCAUCUCCGCGGCAGUAGGAGACUACCGCAUGAGGCGAAUCCUAGUCGGCACCGGAAGCUCAGAAGACAUUAUCUAUGAACAUUGCUUUAACAGAAUGCAACCAGAGGAUAGGAAGUUGCUUGAAUCAGUACACGCCCCUAUCAAAGGUUUCACAGGGGAAAAGGUUGACCCUAUUGGUCAAAUCACUUUCCCGGUAACCUUCGGGCAACCACCUAAAGAAAGAACCAUACUACUAACUUUCCUUGUAGUCCGCGCUGAGUCAUACCACAAUGUGAUAAUCGGAAGAUUCACCCUGGGGAAAUUGGACGCCAUAGUCUCCACGGCAAGGGGUUUUAUGAAGUUCCCAACACCGCAAGGUAUCGCUACCGUAUUUCGCGAUAAAAUCGGGGAAGUACUAAAUACCAAACGAUGUCGCCAGGGGCCCACUGGGGCCACGGGCCCAGAAAGAUGGGUAUUAAGCACGCGCCAUCCAGACCAAAUGGUCACAAUUGGGGACACUCUGUCACCGGAAGUUGUAAGCGACUUGAAGCAAUUGUUAAAAAGAAACGCGGACAUUUUUGCUUUCGAGCACUCCGAUAUGACGGGAGCCCCCCGUGACAAAGCGGAACACAGGCUCGCCACACUUCCAGGCGUCAAGCCGGUUGCUCAGGGUAAGCGCAGCAUGGCCCCAGACCGCCGGGCGGCGGUCGUUAAAGAAGUACGAAAGUUAGUGGAAGCUGGAAUCCUCAGGGAAACGCAAUACCAUACAUGGGUGUCCAACCCGGUCAUGGUGAAAAAACCAGAUGGCACGUGGCGAAUGUGCAUCGAUUUCAAAGACUUAAACAAGGCGUGCCCAAAAGAUGCGUACCCGUUACCCGAGAUUGAUUUAAAGGUCGACUCCCUGGUACCCUACCGAUUCAAAUGUUUCCUAGACGCGUAUAAAGGGUACCACCAGAUUAAAAUGUCCAAAGAAGAUGAAGAAAAAACAGCGUUUCAUACCGACGUGGGCAUCUUUUGUUAUACCAAGAUGCCUUUUGGGCUACGAAACGCAGGAGCUACCUAUCAAAGGCUCAUGGACAAGGUGUUUGAGGCACAGAUCGGGCGAAAUUUGGAAGUCUAUGUAGACGACCUCGUAAUUAAAAGCAGCGAAGAAAAACAGAUGUUGGCAGAUAUCGAGGAAACUUUCCAGCGGCUCAGAGAAUACAACAUAAAAUUAAAUUCAAAGAAGUGUUCGUUUGGGGUGGAAGAGGGGAAGUUCCUGGGGGUAGUAGUCACCCGAGACGGUUUUAAAGCUAACCCGGAAAAGGUAGCCGCCAUAGCGCGAAUGCCUUCUCCCCGAACGCUGAAAGAAGCUCAAGCCCUAAAUGGACGACUAGUAGCAAUCAACAGGUUCUUAGCAAGGCACGCCGAAAAAUCAUUGCCUUUCAUAAAAACAUUAAAAGAUUGCCUCAACAAGAAGAAUUUCAAAUGGACCAGCGAAGCGGAGCAGGCUCUACAAGAAAUGAAACGUUUUAUAGAAGGGUUACCUACGCUGACAGCGCCAAGGCCCAGUGAAAUAUUAAAAAUGUAUUUAGCGGCAGCUCAUACGGCGGUAAGCGCCGUGCUCAUGGUUGAACGAGAAGGGAAGCAGACACCAAUAUACUACAUAAGCCGGGUGUUAGCGGGGCCUGAAACGCGCUAUCCUACACUGGAAAAGCUAGUUUUAGCAUUAGUACACGCCACAAGGCGACUAAGAAGAUACUUUCAGGCACACCGCGUACAAAUCCUAACCAAUUACCCGCUACAGCAAGUCUUACACAAGCCAGAGGUUUCGGGCAGGUUGGCUAAAUGGGCCAUUGAGCUGGGGGCUUUAGAUAUUGAAUAUCAGAAGCGAACAGCGGUUAAAGGGCAAGUGAUUGCUGAUUUUUUAGCUGAAAUACCGGAAGGAGAAGUCAUUACGGACCCAGUCGUCCAAGAUAUACCAGAGUCCAGCACUACAAGGCAGACUUGGAAGCUAUACACUGAUGGAUCAUCUAGCGGAAAGGGGUCCGGUGCAGGCCUAAUGCUAAUAAGUCCAGAUCAAAUCAGACUAAUGUACGCCUUACGUUUCGAUUUUGAAUGUUCUAAUAAUGAAGCGGAGUACGAGGCAUUAUUGGCAGGUUUACGGAUGGCGAAAUCCAUGGGGGCAGCCAGGGUAGACGCAUACGUCGACUCGUUGCUGGUUAACAAUCAGGUAAACGAAACGUAUGAAGCUAAAGACGAGUCAAUGACGAAAUACCUGGCGAAAACUAAAGAACUCAUGGAUUCCUUUGACAAGGUCACACUCAACCAUGUACAUAGAGGAAAGAAUCAAAUAGCAGACGCCCUGAGCAAACUCGCCACCUCGGGCAUGGAAAAGGAAGUCAAAGUCGAAACGUUACAGACGCCCUCAAUUGAACCACGGAGUGUUUCCGCCAUCACCAUGGAAGAACCUUGCUGGUAUACUCCGAUUCUGCGCUUCCUCGAGACAGGUGAACUACCUCCCGCCAAGGGCGAAGCACAGAAGAUACAAACGAAAGCGCUACAAUAUGAGGUCAAUGAUGGUGUCCUAUACCGAAAAUCUUACUUGGGUCCGUUGCUGCGAUGUGUCUCCCCGGUAGAGGCAAAGUACCUCAUCAGCGAAAUUCACGCGGGUCUAUGCGGCAUACACGCCGGACCUCGAGCAGUGGUGGCCAAAAUCCAUAGCGCGGGAUAUUACUGGCCUGGGAUGCACGAAGACGCUAAAUGGGUCGUGGAUAUCGUAGGACCUUUCCCGCCGGCCCUCGGAAAGUUAAAGUACCUAAUUGUGGCGGUUGAUUACUUCACCAAAUGGGUGGAAGCAAAAUCCUUGGCUAAGAUAACGGCGGAAAAUGCCAAAAAAUUCCUCUGGGAGCACAUAGUGUGCAGGUUCGGGUUACCGCUUUACCUGGUGAGUGACAACGGAACACAGUUCACGGAUAGAAUUUUCCAGGAAUGGUGCACUGAUCUCCACAUCCAGCAGAUUUUUACGUCGGUAGCACACCCCCAAGGUAACGGACAAGUGGAGCGGACGAACAGGAGUUUACUGGAGGGCAUCAAGAAACGACUGGGGCACGAGGGAAGCUCGUGGGUGGAAGAAUUGCCACAUGUCCUUUGGGCACAUAGAACAAUGCCCAAAACUAGCAACAACGAAACCCCAUUCAGCCUUACCUACGGAAUGGAGGCAAUGAUACCUGCUGAAGCAGGGUUACCGUCGUUACGCCGUCUCAACAUAGGCAAUGACAACGACCAAUCUCUGAGAGAAGGCUUGGAUUUGUUGGAAGAAAGGCGUGAGGCAGCCGCCAUCAGUGAAGCACGAUACAAGAAAGCGUUGGAAAAGUAUUAUAACAAACGGGUGCCUAAACAGAGUUUCAAAGCGGGUGAUCGUCAUGCGUGA
Helianthus annuus (common sunflower) is the source of this 4695-nucleotide messenger RNA. RefSeq lists its product as uncharacterized. The transcript has 3 exons. Lineage: Eukaryota; Viridiplantae; Streptophyta; Magnoliopsida; Asterales; Asteraceae. Gene Ontology annotation, biological process: DNA integration. Gene Ontology annotation, molecular function: nucleic acid binding; RNA-DNA hybrid ribonuclease activity. Bases 1 to 4695 code for a protein of 1564 amino acids. The record is from RefSeq and is a predicted model, not a curated record.